GGGUGUGAGCGGCCGGGCAGGGCGCCCCCAGGAUGCUGCGGUUCCUGCGCAGGACCUUUGGCCGGCGGUCGAUGCAGCGCUACGGGCGCGGAGCCGGGCGCGGAGCCGGGCGAGGUGGGCUCGGCGGCGAGGGGGACGAGCGGGACGGGGGGCUGCGAGGAGCGGCCGCCGCCGCCGUCGGCUCGGGAGCCUUCCCCUCCUCGCCGCUCCCCGGAGGGGUCGUGCACGGCGCCGGAGCGCCCGUCCACAUCCCGGCGGCCGGCGACAGCAAGCUGGUGCUGCAGUGCCGCGUCCUUCUCCUGGACGGGACCGAAGUCAACGUGGAGCUGCCGAAAAAUGCAAAGGGACAGGAGUUGUUUGACCAGAUUGUGUAUCAUUUGGACCUUGUAGAAACGGAUUACUUUGGCCUGCAAUUCAUGGAUGCUUCCCAAAUUACACACUGGUUGGACCAUUCAAAAUUCAUUAAGAAGCAAAUAAAAAUUGGACCUCCGUACACGCUGCAUUUUCGCAUUAAGUACUACUCGUCAGAGCCCAACAACCUUCACGAGGAGUUCACAAGGUACCUGUUUGUAUUACAGCUCCGGCAAGACAUUCUUUCAGGGAAACUGAAAUGCCCAUAUGAAACUGCUGUUGAACUAGCAGCUCUGUGUCUUCAAGCUGAGUUGGGAGAGUGUGAGCACCCUGAGCACACACCAGAGCUCGUGUCUGAAUUCAGGUUUGCACCAAACCAGACUGAAGCAAUGGAAUUUGACAUUUUUCAGAAAUGGAAAGAGUGCAGGGGAAAGAGCCCGGCGCAGGCUGAGUUGUGCUACUUGAACAAAGCUAAAUGGCUAGAAAUGUAUGGUGUAGAUAUGCAUGUAGUUAAGGGAAGAGAUGGUUGUGAAUAUGCUCUUGGACUGACACCAACAGGCAUAUUGAUCUUUGAAGGAGCCAACAAAAUAGGCUUAUUCUUUUGGCCUAAAAUCACAAAAAUGGACUUUAAAAAGAGCAAACUAACGCUUGUGGUUGUAGAAGACGAUGAACAGGGCAGAGAGCAAGAGCACACAUUUGUUUUCCGGUUAGACAGUGCCAAAACGUGCAAACAUUUGUGGAAGUGUGCGGUGGAGCACCACGCUUUCUUCAGAUUGCGAGCCCCAGCAAAUAGUAAAUCUAGUAGAUCCGACUUCAUAAGGCUGGGAUCACGCUUCAGAUUCAGUGGGAGGACAGAAUAUCAAGCGACACACGGGACGAGGUUACGCAGAACUAGCACAUUUGAAAGAAGGCCCAGCAAGAGAUACCCCUCUCGAAGACAUUCCACUUAUAAGGCAAACAAUCCUGUGAAAGCAGCACAACUGUGUGCUAAAAAUACUCCGGAACUCCAUAACUACCAGCCCCAGUAUCAUCCUAAUAUACAUCCUGCUCAGCCACACUGGCAUCCACACACCCCUGUGAAUGUAAGCUAUCCGUUGAACAACAGUGAUCUGCAUCCGUUCAGCAUUGAGGAGAAUGGUGGGACUCCAUACACCACAAAAAUGGCUGCAAGGCACCACCACCACCAUCGGCAUCACCACCACCACGCCAAUUACGGUGCCCUUACUCCUGAAACCAAGGACAUUGUUUCUGCAGUUCCAAAUCCAACCAAACUGAGCUCAGGACUUCCCCUUCUUUAUGAUGAAACUUCUCAUCUGAAGAAAAUAGAAACGGAGAGUGUGAAGGUAGUUGGACCAUGGCCAGCCCUGCACGUCAGCAUGAACAAGGUUGAAGACAAGAAGGUAUCAGAAAAACCUCUUCAUGCGCCUGUGUCACCUUCAUCUGUACCUGACCAUUUGAAGUGCAACAUCCUCAAAGCUCAAGUGGAAGCUGCUUUUAGAGUAGGUGCCCAGGCUGUGAAAGAAGAGACCUCUUUUGUAAAUCCCAGUAAGACCUCCAGUCUGCAGGACCCUAAUGUAAGAAGCCCAGCUCCAGUGAGACCUGAAACUACACCAACAACUGUCCCUGCAGAAAAGCAGGAGGUUAAAGCUCCCCGUGUGAGGAAGUUAACAAGGCAGUACAGUUUUGAUGAAGAUGACCUUCCUCCUGCACUGGCAGCAGCAGCAGCAGCAUCAACACCUGUGUCUUCAGCCUCUCCCGGGUCGCAGAAAACGUGCACGCCACAAACAUCGGAAGGACAAGCACAGGUUUCGCCUGGUGGCAAGAGUUCCACAGAUGCUGGGAGUACAUUUGCUUUGGAGCCAGGUGACCUCCUGAUGGAUUUCACAGAGGCUACACCAAUGAUAAAGACAUUCCCUGCUGAUACAUCUAAUCCUUUUUUCGAUCCCUUUACAACAGUACCACAGUUUUCUGCAGAAUUUGCAGACACCAAACUACAAUGCUGUGCGGUGCAGUCGUCUCCUAAGAUUACGCUGGUGUCUCCAUCACCCGUGCUGAGGUCUCUGGCAGAGACCAUCCCAACUCCAACAGUGCAGACAGUAUAUACGUCGCAUAAGCCCAUUUCGCUGGCAGACAGUGCUGAGACUCUGAGGCGUGAACUUGAGAGAGAGAAAAUGAUGAAAAGACUCUUGAUGACAGAAUUAUGAAACUCGCACUUCCGUCAGAUGGAGAAUGGAUUGGGGCCUUUCAUGUGCCUUCUGUCUGUUUACAUUCCUCUGCUUCUGUGUACUCAACAUAAUGCAUCGGGAAAAUGUGUGAUAUUCCUGGCUCGCCUGGAUUCACUGCCGUUGGUUAAAAUUACGUCUUGGCUAGACUUUGACUUGAAGGAGUUCCUUUAUUCAUUUGCUGCUGGGAAAUAAACCUUCAAUCCUUUCUCUCUCCUGAGAUUUUAUACUAUUAACACAAUUAAUUUCUGGUUUGGUUUUGGUAAAUCUAGGGCAAAGAGGAUCAGCAAGGAGCAUACUGAUUUCUAUUGGGAAACACUGUUCUGUACAUAUGUUAAUAAGUGCACAGAAAUUAAUGUUAUGCAGAAUAUUUUGAUAGUAACAUAGAAAAUAUGUCAUUUUGUACAACUGAAAAUUGCAAUGAGCUACUGCUAUUUGUUAAGAGAACCAUUUUUAAAGCAGAAGAAUGAUUAUUACAUCCUAACCCCAGGACUGUUAGUCUCCACAGAAUAAACGGCUGUCUUAUUAAAUUCCUAACCUUAACCUUCCCUCAGAGAAAUAAAUAGCUGCAACUGGGAGAGACACCUCACCACACAGAUACACACACCCAAUACUUCCUAUAGCUUAUCACCUUGACCUAAACCUUCAACAGAGUCUUACCGUAUUUCCCUUAAUGGAUGAAAAAAAUCCGUUGUUUAAAGUAAUUUGCUACUGACUUUCUAGCUUGAUACUGACUUUUUUAAAGCAAGUGAGGAGCUUUACCUUCUCCAGAUUGCCUAGGCUUUAAGGCUAGCCCACGCUCAGACAUCUUGUGUCCCAGCACUGAAGGUUGCAGAGCCUCAGCGGUGUGGACGUAGCUCACACAAGGAGAAUUUUUUCCUUUCUGGGUAAAAAACCACCUUCCUGGUUGACAUGAAUUGAUUGGUCCCCUUCAAGAACAAGAACGAUGAUCUUUUAAGGCAUAGCUGUGCCUGCACCCAUAUUUUUAAUUCUACUAAUCAGCAAUCCUGUGCAGGGCUAUACAUCCUGUUCACCUCCAACACCCAAGCAGCCUCUACUUCCAGUGGAGCUAUCUCAGGCAUGAAGUGGGGUGGGUAGUCCAACAUGAGCAGAGCCACAGGGAGGGAAUUGAUGGGAUACAGGUAACGCUACCAACUAUCUCCUAAGGAAAAAAAAAGGUCUCAGUUUCCCCUUGUUUAGUAGUGCAGGGUCACCUAGAAAACUAACACUAUCUGACUGCCAGCUACAAGGUACACUUUCAACAGGAAAGGUUUUGUGCAUUUUGUAUGGCUGAAGAUGUAUAUUUUUCUGUUACUCUGUACACUAUGUUCUCUUAUUUGUAUUAAGAUAAAAUAUUGCCCUUCAUUUGGCACUGAUUACAAUGGCUUUAUCUCAGCUUAAGCAGUGUGUUUGUGUGGAGGCUGGGAAGUGAUUGCUGUGAGACUGGAUUUCCUUCAGUUAGCUUCUGCUGUUUUUCUAAAAUGAGAGUUCUGGAGAGCUUCGUAAGACUGGAUUGCAGUGUGAAGGUAUAAAAUGACUUGUCUAUUUUAUAUUUGCUGAGACAAAAAAAUUAGCUUCCCAUUUAAAUCCACCAAGCACAACACUUUCUGGUUGCCAUAAAUUGGGUCAAAAUACACAACACAACUGUUAGGUAGAAAAUCACAUUACAAAAUUUAAUCAAGUGGCUCAACAUGAGCAGUGGGCACAAGGAGCCACAAAAACACACCUGGACUCUAGAUUUAAGAGCAUUCCAGUGGCUCUUCUGGGUAAUCAGAUAUGACUUGUAUGGUGUCCACCUGCUAGCUGUAGUGCCAGGGCACUUCUGUUCCUUUUGUUUUAAUGCCCCAGUCCAUCAAUCCAGGGUUCUUAAAAAUUGAUUAGGAACAUUAAAUCCCUGUGAGAAAAUUGGAAAGGAGGGGAAAAUGCACAGACACAAAAGAAUGCAAUUUCCUGUUACUCUUUUCUCACCACUUCCCAGAAGGUAUUGGUGAGGGAGAAGCAGCAGCACAUUUUGCCUGCGUCCAAGAGAGGGUGAGCAUUUUGAAGAAAAAAUAAAAGAAAAUUGUAACUAGAAAUGCUGGUUUGGGAGAGAAAAACAAAGUAAGGUUGAGAAUGGCACAGUGCUGACUAGAUCAAUCUGGUUUUCUGUCUGUUAGGUAAGCCUCAGUUGUGUUUGAACUGCAACAGUUUCACAAAGUCAUUGUCAAAGAAAACCCAGAAAGAAAACCCCAAACAAACAAACAGAAAAAAAUCUGAACAUACUGAUUGAUGCAGUGGACUUUAGGAACCCCACAAUAUGCCGUCAGGUUUGGGGGCAAAACAGAUCCACGUUAGGACUGUCUGGUCACUUAAAGCAAAAGCCUUUAGCAAAACUGAAUGCCUGAGUCAGACUAGCCUAUAAGAUAUUCUGGCUCAUAAACAGUCUAAAACAGUAUUGUUUUUAAUGCAUCAUUUUUGCUCCCAUUGUAUAAAAUUUCUUCAGCUGAAAUAAUCAGAACCGGAAAAGAAGUAACGUGAACCAAGGUUACUUUACAUGGCCAAACCUUUAUAGCUGAGGCAUGCUCUGGGAUAGCUGAAGAAGGGCAGAGAUUCCUCCUUCUGUGGUUCCCACCAGGAGAGGAGGGAAAGGCUCAUGUGGCUGCUUAGUUUUUGUGGGACAUUUUCUACAGAACAACUCCAAGUAUGUUGCCUUGUUGUGUUUUAGUGUCUUAUCCACUGGCUGCCACUGUUUCCUAUUCUGCAGUCUAAUGGAGCUUUAUUAAAACUGUUUUACUGAAAUCAAACUAAACUUUUAACUGUGGAAUGUCAUCAUCUUGUUCUUUCUUACUACGUACCUUCUUCAGCCAUGCUUGAGCAUCUCAGUUUUCACAUCCUCUGAAGAAACACUUCUGCCUCAUCUCUGGUUGGGAAUUACAGUGUUAGGACACCUGUUACCCAAAACUGCUGUGAACAAGACAACGUCAACAUGAACAUAUUGCAGAGGGGCAGAUAUUGCAGAUUUGCUCCUACAAUUUAACUUUACAGGUGUUAAAGGAUACUCUGCCUGAAGGUAUGUCUAUAUAAUAGUGCAGAAGUAUCUGAGCUAGCUUUAAGCUUGCAUUUGUAGUUGUGGCAGCAUGAAGCCCAGCACAGGCUAUCAUUAUCAUGUACAUUGACAUGUGUAAAGAUAACGCAUUUGAACAGCAGCCUUCUGAAGCAUGGGCUCCAGAACUGGUGACAGAAGAGGGUGGCUGAAAGGAUUUUAUCUCUUCAGCUCUCCUGGGAAAGGGUUCAUCUCACCUAACAUUAAAAUGCCCAGCUCUCACCUGGUGAGAGAUCAAAGGACCUGUCUUCCGGAGGUGCCUCUGAUUCAAGCGUCUACCUUAAGUAUAUAUACUGACUAAAGUUAAGUGAGAUGAAUCCUGCUUUCCCUCCCUCUGGCUAGGUCUACAUUGCAAACCCUUGCUGACUCAGCUGCAUCAUCCAGGGUUCAGCUUCAAGGUAUGAUUUGGGAUCAGCGUAGCUGUGCCAGCAAAAGCCUUGAGCGUUAGGUGUAAAUAAACUGCCAGAAAUGUCCUUUUGUCAGAACAGAGAGCUGGGAUAACAACUUACAGUGACAUAAGCGCAGAGGCUUUGCUGUAGUCAUGCUCCAUCUGGGAGUUGAUGAAACCUCCUGCUAUAGCCACGCUGGCAAAGCUAACCAGGGGUGGCCCUGGCUUUUCCCAGUGCCCCGAGUGAUGCUCCGGCCCCAUCAGCAGAUCCCAGCUUUUCAGCGCCAAGUCUCUAAGCAGCGGAAUGCAAUGUUGUCAUGUUUGGGUGAUUCCAGCAAAAUUUAUUGGCCAUUUAAAUAGCUAUGCAAGGAGUUAAAUAUUUUCUCAUUUUGCAGUCUCUUAUGGAAGCCAACCAAUUGUGCUUUGUUUUUUUUUGUGUGGCUCAGCUGUUUCCACUAUUUUGUUUUAAAAGGAAUAACUGAGUUUUCUUUAGAAAUGUUGGUUGAGAUUCCGCACCUCUCUCAGAUCCCAUCAUGUGUGCAGACUUUUCAUGUUUCAUACACCCUGAAAGUGCAAAAUUUGAAAAUUAACUCCUCCAAAGUUUCAGUUCAUGGCUUCACUCUCUUGCAACAGGAUGCCUACGCGCCCAUUUGAAACAGAGCUAUCAAUGCAGUGAAACAUUUCAUUGGAGGCAGCAUCAUGUUUUGUUUGAACUGUUUACAAAUAGCCUUUGCUUUUAUUUAUUUUUUUUUCUUGGAUACAAUUCUGGUUCAUUUGCUACAAAAAAACCUACUUGUAAUUAUGCAAUGGAAUAUUUUUUCUUUUUUUUCUUUCCUUUUUUUUCUUUAAUGUCCUGAUGUUCAAGGAGUUUGCAAUAAAUAUACUGAGACUGAUCUGUAAUUGCAUGUAAGAUUAGCCUCACAACUGUGUUUUGUAAAGUUAAGUGCCGUAAAAGAAGCUGUAGAUGAUGUGGAGAAGGAGGGAAGAUAGAGAGUAAGUGGAGGCUUCUUUGGCAGCUGCAGCAUGGAGUGGUGAGUAGCAGCUUUAAAGCAAGACUGCUCACACCAUUUUGUUUCACCUGAGUAGCAGCGUGUAUCAUCAGACAGUGUAUGAUGGCAUUUUGUUGAAAACAUGCCUAAAGAGAAACUUUUACGGCUCCGCUGUUUACCUGUUCCUGUAUUCAUGCCUGCAAUAAAAGAGAUGAAAAAUAAA
Molecule: messenger RNA, 7255 nt
Organism: Melospiza georgiana
Lineage: Eukaryota; Metazoa; Chordata; Aves; Passeriformes; Passerellidae
Gene: EPB41L4B
Product: erythrocyte membrane protein band 4.1 like 4B
Exons: 25
Coding region: 33-2555 (840 amino acids)
Cellular component (GO): cytoskeleton
Molecular function (GO): cytoskeletal protein binding
Source: RefSeq, a predicted model, not a curated record